CAGAAGCUGCGGCUGGAGAUCGAUCACUUCAUCCCACAGAUCCAGAGCCCUAAGCUGAUGGAGCACAAGAAAAGUGUCGGGAGGAACAGAAGAUUCCUGCGCGGGAAGAAGAAGUUCAACAUGGACCCUAAGACGACACCAGGUCCGAGGAAACUUUCACACCGGCGACUUUGGUUUCGCACCAAACGGGAAAGUGUGAACGCGUCCGGACUCGAGAGGAAACACUUUGUCCUUCCGGUCGAACCUGAGACACGUCGAAGACACAGUAGACGAAAGUGCACUUUCACCCGCUUUGUGAUCCGCAGGUCAAAGAUAACUCACACGCGGCGGAUAUUGAUUGGAGCAGUGUGUGUGUGUGCGUGUGUGUGUGUGUGUGUGUGUGUGCGUGCGUGUGUGUGUGUGUGUGCGUGUGUGUGUGUGUGUGUGCGUGCGUGUGUGUGUGUGUGUGUGUGCGUGCGUGUGUGUGUGUGUGUGUGUGUGCGUGUGUGUGUGUGCGUGUGCGUGUGUGUGUUGUGCAGAAGUGCAAACAGUUACUCGGUACAAAGACUCAGGGGACGAGCAGUAGCGAGAAAAGCCACAUCCUGUUCCCUGAAGCGUGGCAGAAGAGCCUCUUCACCGGCGCGACCUCCAUCUUUUCACUCGAUGUGAAGAAGCACUUGGCAGCGAGACGUUCUCAGAAUAAAGGGUGAUAUGAUGAGACUCAGAGGUACCGGCCACAUAUCUCCCUCCGACCUGCAUCUCGGCCUGAGCUCUGUGGUUAAUGAAGAGCGGUGACUCUGGAGGAGAAGCGGACAAUGCGCCGGGUUAAGACAAAGUCUUCCGAAUCUGAAUGAGCCGAACGUGAGAGGAUGCCGUGGCCUCUACUUCCCGUUUCUCUUAAGUCCGAACCUCUUCUCCAUUUCAAGCCAAGCGUGUCAGAUCGCGCCCUCUUCUCCUCCUCCAGGGUUUCCACUACCUGGUUGAACAUGAGCUGCUGCAAUGGCGAGCGGCGUCCGUGGCCGAGUUUCUCUACAAAGAGGAGGGACUGAACAAGACCGCCAUCGGAAGCUUCCUGGGAGGGAGGGACCAGAUGCCUCUGGAGACGCUGAAGGCCUUCGUGGCUCUGCACGAGUUCUCAGACCUGAAUCUGGUGCAGGCGCUCAGGCAGUUUCUGUGGAGCUUCCGUCUCCCGGGAGAAGCCCAGAAGAUCGACAGGAUGAUGGAGGCGUUCGCAACUCGCUACUGCGACUGUAACCCGGGGGUCUUCCAGUCCACAGACACCUGCUACAUCCUGUCGUUCUCCGUCAUCAUGCUCAACACGAGCCUCCACAACCCCAACGUGAAGGACAAACCCAGUCUGCAGAGAUUCGUGACCAUGAACCGAGGCAUCAACCACGGGGACGACCUGCCGGCCGAGCUGCUCACGAAACUGUACGCGAGUAUCCGCAGCGAGCCGUUUAAAAUCCCCGAGGACGACGGGAACGACCUCACGCUGACGUUCUUCAACCCCGACAGGGAGGGCUGGCUCCUGAAGAUGGGCGGGCGUGUUAAAACCUGGAAGAGGAGGUGGUUCAUCUUGACAGACAGCUGCCUGUACUACUUCAAAUACACCACAGACAAAGAUCCGAUCGGGAUCAUCCCCCUGGAGAACCUGUGCGUCCGGAAGCUGCAGGACUCGAGCAAACAGUUCUGUCUGGAGCUGUACAACCCCAAGGGGCAGACGAUCAAGGCCUGCAAGACGGAGCACAAGGGCCGCGUGGUGCAGGGGAAACACCAGUCCUACAAGCUGAGCGCCGCCAGCGCAGACGAGCGCGACGACUGGAUGGACGCCAUCAGGACGAGCGUCACCAAGGACCCGUUCUAUGACCUGGUGUCUCUACGCAAGAGGAAGGUCAUCGGCAACACUUCCUCCUCGGACUGAAACAGCAGAAGCCCGACGACGACUCGCUUCUUUUUCAAUGGAUGAACAGAAAACUAAAACUGAAUCGCGCAGCAAUUUCACAGAAGCGUCUAAAUUGGGAAGUGACACUUGAGUGAACUGUUUUGUGGCCCGGUGGCAUAAAGUCUCAACGUUACUUCUGCAAACUGCUCGCACUUCUGCUCCGACCGGGGUCAGAGGGGCCAAGAGGAACAGUCCGAUGACCAAAGGGAGGCCCAAGAAACACAACCGGCAAACUCAGAACUACAGAGAACUGUACAUGAACUCAAAACGACCGAGAGACACGGAGUAAAUGUAAAACAACCACAGAAUGAUAAAAAGUGAUCAUCAAGUGAUGCAACACGACCACAGAUUGAUGCAACACGACAACUAACUGACACAAAAUGACCAAAUAACGACAACAGAGACACAAAACAGGUCAAAUGAUGCAAAAAUGACAAAGAAAGACGAUGACUUUUCACAAAAUGGUGCAAAUAUUUCAAAAAAGAAAUUGCAAAACAAUCUCAAAAUGAUUCAAAAUGACCACAUGAUGCAAAAUGACCAUAAAAUCAAAUUUCAAAUCAUAAAAUUAUGCAAUUUUUUCAAACGAUUAUGCAAAUGUUUCGAAAAUGAUGCAAAAAGUCCACAAUUAUGUUACUAAUGCUUAUUAGAGAAAAUAAAUAUAGUUAUUAAUAUUGACUGAGAUUGAAUCUGUGAUGUUUUUAACGUCUUUUAUUUUCUUCCUAAACCUGAUUCUGAAUCUGUUCACCUGCAGAGGUCACGUCUGAAGGUUAAAGUUCAGAUGACUGAAUCAGAAGCAGUUAAAAAACUGAUCUGCUUUUUUUUUUAUAUUUGAGACUUUUAAAGAAAAUGUCCUGUAGAUUAAUUUACAGUUCAUAUAAUGUUCUGACGUCAGCGAUGAAAUGUAAAUGUUCCUUGUAAAUGUCUCUUCUCACAUGACACAAAUGUAAAAACAAAAAAACACAAAAAAGUAAAGCUUUCAAAUUAACUUAUGAAUAAGUAGAAAUUGCACAGUACGUUUUAUUUAGAUAUAUAUAUUUAAUAUAGAUAUAUUUCAAUGCUUUGUAUAAAUUAAAUGACUUCAUGCUGUUGCACAAUAAACUGCUUUGUUCUGAA
Molecule: messenger RNA, 3034 nt
Organism: Scophthalmus maximus (turbot)
Lineage: Eukaryota; Metazoa; Chordata; Actinopteri; Pleuronectiformes; Scophthalmidae
Gene: cyth4a
Product: cytohesin 4a
Exons: 11
Coding region: 1070-1900 (276 amino acids)
Biological process (GO): regulation of ARF protein signal transduction
Molecular function (GO): guanyl-nucleotide exchange factor activity
Source: RefSeq, a predicted model, not a curated record